This is a messenger RNA of Petromyzon marinus (sea lamprey), 1215 nucleotides long. RefSeq names its product syntaxin 8 (gene STX8). Gene Ontology annotation, cellular component: endomembrane system; SNARE complex. Lineage: Eukaryota; Metazoa; Chordata; Hyperoartia; Petromyzontiformes; Petromyzontidae. Gene Ontology annotation, molecular function: SNARE binding; SNAP receptor activity. The record is from RefSeq and is a predicted model, not a curated record. Gene Ontology annotation, biological process: intracellular protein transport; vesicle fusion.
GGAAUCGAUUCCGAUUGUGUUAUACUGUACGUCGUUUGCAUGUCGGCGUCAGAUUAUCGGGAGGCUAAGCGGGGUUCGAGGCUGGCUCGGUCCUCGUCAUGGAUAGCCACCGCGCAUAGCUAAGUUGUUUAUUGGCUUGCGGGGGCUUACGUUGCGAACAGCAGCGGGGGGUGGUUGGCUCAGCAUGAGGCCACGUGCCGUAUGACCCAGGACAUAGCGGAGAACAUACAGGAGAGGAACCGGCAGCAGAGAACAGGAGGCAAUCCUGCCAAGGUUAGUGUGACCAUCCGAUUGUCCCUGCAAAACUUGAAUCGAGACAUCGGGCGCCUGAGAGACGGUCUGCUUCGAGCCUCAUCGUCAAACUUCAUCACCCAGCGCGAGGCUGAGCGCAGGCAAAGCUUAUUGGACGAACUCGAGACCAAGGAUCGGCAGCUGCAGACCAUGUUCAGUGGCAACGGAGGAGGCACCACCGACUCUGCCAGGAUGGGGCUCUUGGGUGGUGGUGCCACUGGAGCCAGCUCCUGGCUGGAGGAGGAGCCAGAGGACACUAGGGGGCGCAGCUUUGCCGAUCUGCGACAGCAACAGAAAAGCAUCAUCCAGGAGCAGGAUGCUGGGCUGGAGGUGCUUUCUUCCAUCAUAGCGAGGCAAAAGCAGAUGGGCCAUGCCAUUGGAAAUGAGCUGGAAACACAGAAUGAGAUCAUCGACGAUUUGACCAACCUGGUGGAAGAUACUGAUGGGCGGAUUCGUAGAACCACCAAAAGCGUCUCUGUUGUGCAAACAAAGUCGGCAAACUGCGGUAUGCUGGUGGUCAUCGUGCUGCUACUCAUUGCCAUCAUAGUAGUGGCGGUGUGGCCCAAAUGAGGCCACCGGACGAAGUCAGGAGGAUCGUUAGCAUCUCGCUGUAGGGCUUCAUGCACUUAAGAAUGGCCGGGUUUGUCUGGCUGAUCGGAAGAUGAGUUGGGCAUUGGAUCAGAUGAUGAAGGGCUACACAUUCCACGGUUAUCUGUUAAGAGCAUUCGCUACACGUGGACACAUGACACAUUCAUGAUUGUGUUCGCAAAGUGCAUUUUGCGUGCGUGAAAAAAAAUCCUCAAAACUUGUACAUGACAGAGUGCACACGCAUUCAAUAGCACCCAGACAAUUGUACAGUUAGCACGAUUAUCCCAUCGGUAGGUUAUGGAUUAACCGCGCUUGUGAAUAAAUGAAUGAAAUGUU